AUGGCGCAAGGAGCCUCUGCUGGGCAAGCGCAAAAGAGCCUCGUAAACGGUGGCGACGGGGAGGUCCUUCGGCUCAAAGAGCAAGUCGCAAGGCUCGAGACUAUCAGGGAUACGGUAAGCCCUUCCGUCGAUGUAUCCGUCCUUCACGUCUCAUUAGAAGGUGCAGAUGAGCUCGAGACUCUCGGAAAGGGUGAUGUGCCGGAUCUGUCUUGGACCGAUGAAGUUGCCUGUUGUAUUGCCCUGUGGCCAUACAUAUUGCUCUUUGUGCCUCAAUAUCGCAUUCCGAAGCAGGAUGCCACUAUUGAGGAGGCUCAAGCACUAAGGGACCUUCUAGAGGAGAACCUGUAUGAAGACGACCUUGUUCCCCUACUUUUCCAACACCCUUGUCCGACUUGCCGAGCACGUUCAGCAUCCUCCAGAGGAUUACUUCGCGAAGGAUUUAGUGGAAUGGUUCAAUGGAGAAGUCGAGCCCUGUAA
Messenger RNA from Pleurotus ostreatus (oyster mushroom), 477 nucleotides. RefSeq lists its product as uncharacterized. Lineage: Eukaryota; Fungi; Basidiomycota; Agaricomycetes; Agaricales; Pleurotaceae. The coding region runs from base 1 to 477 and encodes 158 amino acids. The record is from RefSeq and is a predicted model, not a curated record. The transcript has 4 exons.